AUGGCCCGACGUGGAUUGAACGCCAAAAGAUGUGCGUGCUUUCUCUUCAGCUGGAACCUAGUUGUCACAUUCAUCGGAGGUCUAACCUUCUUCUGGGGUCCCCUAAUUAAGGUCAACCCGUCUAAACCGCCACGUGAGUGCACAAACGGGUUCACCGACGCUUUCCCCAAUGCAUACGUACCUGGUGAAUGCCUGCCCUGGUGUCAUGAGAGCAUAGGUCCCAGGAGUCAUAUUGAAUAUUUUCUGGUGACCCCUAUGCUUGGGUACAUCUUUGCCACCGACGCCGACCUCGGGGUCGAUGCAAACAACAUCAUUCUGUGCUGGAAAGUGGAGACGGCUUCGUUUGGGCUUUGGCUUUGGCCUUCUGCUGGGCAUGCUUACGUGGCUGCGGCCGUUUAUGGCUUUGCGAGGUUCAUGUUGCUCGUCUACUUCUGGAGGACCACCCCCAAGCAACUUUGUCGCCUUGGUCCAAAGCAGGACAGACUAAAGCGGAACGGACCCUUCGCCGCAGGACGCUGCAAAGCACCUCUCUGCUGCAUCUCAGUCAGCUCGGACCGUGAAGCCUCCAAAUGGAACUUGUGCUUCUCAGCGGUUUUCCUGUCCUUGGGGCCAGCCCUGGAUGCGCUGUCCAUCAUCACCUUCGUGAGAUGCGGGCAGAUCCUCUAUGCGGCCGUAGCAAUGACCGGUGUUACGCUGGCAAUUGCUGAAAAGUUUGACCCCCUCCCGACCACUGGUGCUAAAGCCAUGGCCCAGAGCCUUGCCCAAGGCUUUGCAACGCUCCGUUUGCAUGAGCACAGAGCAUCUGAGUUGUUUCAGAGCGUUGCAGUUACCAUGGCGCAGUGCAUUGCGCUGCUCCGGGCAGUAGCAGAAUCACCGUCGAGCUGGGUAAUCAACCUUUUGGCAGGUCUCAGCGUUAGCUUGUUCAUUACUAUACCGGAACAAAGCAGAUCGUGGAUAUUGACCACUUCCGAGGAAGCUCCCUUGUUUCAGGACUUCUACGCAAUGGAGAGGACGAAGGCCAAGAUGGGCAUAUGUUCGACACAUGGGAACUCAUUGAUGUGUGUACUUCUUUCACCAGCAGUUUGGCUAUUUUGGCCUGCGGAUUCACCCACCUCAAGGGAUAUCUUGUGGCUUGAGUGGCCAAGCACCCCUGGGGCAUGGCUCACCAGCUGCGGGGCCCUUUUUGUUUUCAAAAUGGCUGUCGUCCUUACAACAGGGCUUUUCUGGAUUCUGAGUUGUUUGGGACUUUUGGUUCUCUGUCUCUGCGGCGGCCUCCGCGACUUCGAGCAUGCUCCUCUUCCGGCACGAGAAGUGGAAUUGGCUGUAGACAAUCCACGACUGCUUGUUUCGGCUUAG
This is a messenger RNA of Symbiodinium natans, 1356 nucleotides long. Lineage: Eukaryota; Dinophyceae; Suessiales; Symbiodiniaceae. The record is from the annotation of a GenBank genome assembly.